CGAGCACAUUUUGCAUUCCGUAUGAAACCGCUACUGACAGCAUGGAGACGGACGCAGAAGCUCCUCUUGGCUCCAUCGAGAACCCAAUCAAGGUUAAAGAUCAGGACUUCGAGAUGCUCCAGAAAGAGUGCCUAAAGUCUGGCAUUCUGUUUUCUGACCCGACCUUCGAAGCAGAGCAAAAAUCCAUCGGUUUCCCUGAAGACCCAGAUCCCAAAAAGGCGAUUUCCUGGUUACGACCCAAGGACAUCUGUGAGAAUGCUGUGUUUGUUGAAGGCACGACUGGAACCACCGAUAUCUGCCAGGGCCAGCUGGUGCUGGCGGCGUUGUCGUGCCUGACCAUGCACCCAAAACUCUUUGUGAAGGUGGUGCCGCCCAACCAAAGCCUGUCUGAGCCUUAUGGAGGGAUCUUCCAUUUCAGAUUCUGGCAGUAUGGCGAGUGGGUGGAAGUGGUUGUGGAUGACAGACUGCCAGUGCACGAAGGCCGUCUGCUGUUCAGCUACUCUCACACUCGACAUGAGUACUGGAGCGCCCUGGUGGAGAAGGCCUACGCCAAGCUAAUUGGAAGCUACUCCAGCCUGAAGGGGGGGAGCAUUUCGGAGGGAAUGGAGGAUUUUACAGGGGGCAUAGCAUACUCGCUAGCCGUCUCGUCUCAGACCCCACGGGUCCUCUGGAGGUGUCUGAUGGCCGCCCUGUCCCGUGGCAGUCUGCUCAGCUGCUUUAUCCAGGCUACCAGCUACUUGGAUAUUGGUAAAGUGAUGGGAAACGGGCUGUUAAGGGGCCACGCCUAUGCCAUCACUGACUCUGACAAGGUGAAGAAAGGAUCUGAGGAGGUCUUGGUGCUGAGGCUGAGGAACCCCUGGGAUUUUGUUGAAUACCGCAGACCUUGGAGUGACGCAAGUAAAGAGUGGGAUGUGGACAAAGGGGAGAAGGAAAGGAUUGACCUGAAAAAGACAGAAGAUGGAGAGUUCUGGAUCAGCGCAGACGACUUCAGCAGUCUGUUCAAAAUCGUGGAGGUGUGCAGUAUGAAUCCAGACCUCCUGGUCGACAACAACUUGACUGACUCUCCUUCCUCAAGAUCUGCAUGGACCAUCAGCGAGCAUGAAGGAGUCUGGUUAAUGGGCAGCUCCUCUGGUGGCAGCCGAAGAUACCACCGAUCAUUCUGGAAGAACCCCCAGUUUGAGCUGGUCCUCACAGAGCGGGACCAACCGGAGGAGGAAGAUGAGGAUGAUGAUGACGAUGAAGAAGAAGAUGAUGAGGAGGAGAAGGAGGCUGCAAUGACUGCAGAGGAGAAGAAGAAAGCAGAGAAGCAGAAGAGGAAAGCCAAGCAGUGCACAGUGCUGGUGGAGCUGAUGCAGAAAGAUUGCAGGCAGAAGAGUAAAGUCAACUUCCUCUACAUAGCUUUUCACAUCUACACGGUCCCACCUGAGUUCCAGGGGACAUGUCUAACCUGCGACUUCUUCACCAAAAAUAGCCCUGUGGGUCGUUCUAGGAAAUAUAAAGCUCAGAGGAGCAUGUGGAGGAAGGUGCAUUUGGAUCCAGGUAACUAUGUCCUCGUGGUCUCCACCUAUCGACCCAACCAGCCCGGAGAGUUCUUUGUCCGCAUCUUCGCCAAGACUGGAAACACUCUGGGGACUCAGGAGUUCACCUGCUCCUGUGGUUUUCUCACAAUUAUGUCGGCACCCGACCUUCCAGAGGAUAAAAUGAGAGUUCAGAAGGUUUUUGAAGAGGAGGCCGGUCCAGAUGACAGGCUGAAUGCUAAGUCGCUCAUGAAGCUGUUGACAUCAGUUAUGGACAAAGAUUACCACCUGCCACUGGAGAUAUGCAGGCAGCUCAUUUUUGCAGAAGAUACCAAAGGAUGAGCUACGCUGAGCCGUGAACAGACAGAAACCCAGCUGACCCGUCUGCGCAUGCUGCAGUCGCUUUUCUUCCAGUUUGAUGAGGACUCUUCAGGGACCAUGAGUCCCUUUGAGCUCAGUGCAGCUCUGCAGGCUGCUGGAUUUCAAUGUGACGAAAAGAUAAUCCAGCUGCUGACAGAGAGGUUUGCAUCUGGAGAGCGUCAGCUGUCCUUCUCCAGCUUUGUUGCUUGUGUCACCAGGCUGAACACACUUUUUGCGCUGUAUAAAUCAGAGGCCAGUCAAGAGGUGAAAGACCGAGGGAUCAAUUCUUGGCUGCUUCAGUUCCUGAAGGUGUGAUCAAACUCUCUUCGCAGGCUCAGCAGAACCAUCAGUGUCUGUUCUCGACCCGCAGCUUGUUGUUGGUUCCUUAGACACACAUGUAAUCAUGUCAAACUGCAUCUUACUACAAAGAAACCACAGUGGGUGUGUCCGGUCGUGCUUUUUAACCAAUUUAUUCUUAUUCAUUUACAGCUUCGGUGUUAUAUUAUUCAGCAAAUGUGUGACAACCAUCAUUUGAACAUUUGUAAUACAAUUAGCCUGCGAAAAUUUAAAUAAACUUCUCAUUUAGA
Messenger RNA from Thalassophryne amazonica, 2464 nucleotides. It is a transcript of the gene capn12, whose product is annotated as calpain 12. Gene Ontology annotation, molecular function: calcium ion binding; calcium-dependent cysteine-type endopeptidase activity. NCBI's taxonomy places the organism in Eukaryota, Metazoa, Chordata, Actinopteri, Batrachoidiformes, Batrachoididae. The record is from RefSeq and is a predicted model, not a curated record. Gene Ontology annotation, biological process: negative regulation of apoptotic process; proteolysis. Gene Ontology annotation, cellular component: cytoplasm.